Molecule: messenger RNA, 1131 nt
Organism: Ipomoea triloba (trilobed morning glory)
Lineage: Eukaryota; Viridiplantae; Streptophyta; Magnoliopsida; Solanales; Convolvulaceae
Exons: 1
Coding region: 1-1131 (376 amino acids)
Molecular function (GO): nucleic acid binding; zinc ion binding
Source: RefSeq, a predicted model, not a curated record
AUGGACCAAGACUCGGGAAUGCUCUCUGGAACGAGUUCGCCGGCGGCGACCACCCGGUCACCGGAAGAUGAGGAUCUUCUCCAACGUAGCACGAAGAAGACGAAAAGACCUAGGGAAAGAAUAGAGACAACGGAUUCUCUAUCAUCUGGGAAUAACGCCCAAGAAGCGCAACUCUUAGCCGAUUUGAAAUCACCCGAAUCCGCCCAAUGGAGGACGCCGGUAGAAACCCCCAAUACAGCCCGGGGACGGAAGGAAAUCCUGGAAAGCUUUGAGAAAGAAGCGAUAUCGGAAGACGAGGAGAUGAACGAGGGAGAAUCCGACCCGAAUUGCCCAAUCAUACAUAUUACUAAGGAAGAGAAGGAGCGACUACGCCGGCCUUGGCGGCGCACACUCAUCAUCAAGGUUCUUGGGCAGAAGGUCAGCUAUUCCUUUUUAUUAGAUAGACUUCACAAGAUGUGGAAACCAGAAUCAAGCUUUGAUUUAAUAGCAUUAGACCAAGAUUACUACCUGGCGAAAUUUGAAUCCUUGCGAGACAAUGAGUUCGCCAAAUAUGAAGGCCCGUGGAUCAUCUUGGGGCAUUACAUAACAGUUCAGGAAUGGAGACCAAAUUUCCUCCCAAGAAAGAGCAAGCUGGAGAAAUUGUUAGUAUGGAUUCGAUUCUCGGCACUCCCCAUUGAAUAUUUCGAUGAUGACUUCUUGAAGAAAAUAGGGAAGGAGGUGGGUCGUCCAAUUAAGGUGGAUUAUACGACAAGCCUGGCAUCCAAGGGUAAGUUUGCUAGAAUCUGUGUAGAACUGGAUAUGACGAAACGAUUACUAUCGAAAUUUACUCUGGCUGGUGAGGUAAUGCCGAUUGAGUAUGAAGGGAUACAUAUGGUAUGUUUUCGCUGCGGCAUUUUCGGUCACAAACAGGGACAGUGCGAAGGGGAGGAGAAUAAGGAAGGAGAGAAUGCGGCCACCCAAUCUCCCAGGGAUAAUCCAACGAACACGCAGCAGCCGAAUGGCUCCCAACGGAAGGCAAAACAGACCAAAGCCCCAGUCCACGAUUACACAGACAACUAUGGGGCUUGGAUGCUAGUCACUAGGAAGGAGAAAGGAGGACCAAGGAGGGAGUCUCGGCCACCGGGCUUUUAA